CGCCUCUGCUUUCUAGAGAGCUAUUGGGGACCCUGCUACCACUAGCCUCAGUAGCUUCGAGGUAGAUUUUGUUAGUUAAAAUUUUCUAUAACUGGUGAUUGCUGUAGUGCGGUAUUGACCAAGUACUACGUUAGAAAGUAUUGAAUUGGUCGUCAAUGUCAGUCAAUACAAUAUAAAAAAAUUUAAAAUGACAUCAUUAACAAAUUUAAAUCACUCUUCUACUCUUCUCUGAGUCUUAGUCUUAGCGUGAGUACAUACAAUCAAAUUCCUUUACUUUAGUUUCAAUGUUCAAAUUUGAUUCAAAUUUUUGUAUAAGGAUGAGCAGACUAUUUUGUGUGUGGUUUUUUUUUUUUGGGGGGGGGGGGGGGAUGUUGAACUUAUUUAGAUGUUCCAUUAUUUUAAUUAGGCCUAUUUUAUAGAAAUAGAAGCCCAAAUUCUUUUUUUUCUUAUAUGGGGUGUAGGCCUAUAAAUAUGAAUAUUAUAAUUCAAUGCAAGGGCUCCUGCAUGGGCAUGGGUCAAUGGAACAAGAUCAAACUUAGUACUAUAGUACACAUACACUUGAUUAUCCAUAUUAUUCAGAUUCAAAAACCGGUACUGAUGGGUAAUGAACUCAUAAUUUUACUAUUUCUUAAACUAGCCAAUAUAAUAUACAUGUGGUCGCUCGUGAUGUCAUUCGGAAACGAACAUCUUUAAAAGCCUUUAACUUUUAGCUAACAUCUAAAUUAUGGGGCCUGUAAAAAAAAACGGAGGGGGGGGGGGCGGCUUCAAACUGGAAAAACUGGAUUUUUUUUCUUGGCUGAUGUAGAUUACCAUCUUAGACUCAGUACUUAGUAGUCUUAGACUUGGAGUCUUAAGUCUUCUUUAAGUAUGUAUGUGAAAUUGUUACUUUUUGCAAAAAUUUACGUUUGCAAAAAUAUACUUUUUGUCUCAUAAAUUCACACCAAAUUGGGUUUUCCAGACAUAAUUAAUACACAAUGUUUGUAUAUGGCUUAUGUUUUCAUUGUAUUCUUUGCCCUUAAAAACAUUCAUAAAUUAUUCUGCAUAUGUAUAGCAUUAAAAACUAAAUAGUGAAGGUAGCCUAAUAGACCAUAGUGAAUCCUAGACUAGACUUUAAUUUAAAAUUAGUUUGUUUUAUAAAUGAACAAUUUACCCAAGGAAAUUUUUAAUUGCACAUAAAAAUAUAUAUACCUUUAUUAGUUAACGAGUGCUUAGUUGUGUAAAUAAUACUCAGAAGGCCUAUCUCCCACCAGUCAGUAAAUGGGGGGAGGGGGGGGGGGGGGGGUUUGUUCAAGUGACCAUGUUCCUAAACAGAGAUUGGCCAAAACUUCUGUUGUCAUCUGCUGAAUCAUGUUAUUAUACCGUUUCAUUUAACUAAAGAAACAAGAUUUUUUUUAAUAUGCACACUAUGUAUGCAGUAAACCUACUACUAUUAUUAAUGAUAGACAUAGACAUAUUUAGGCCUAUAUUUUAAUUAAUAAUUUUAAUCAUAUUAAGAAGUACACACAAAAUUUUUACAAUAAAAUUAUUUCUCAGCCUCAGCUGGAUUUUAUUUUUCUGACGUGCACAUAUUACUUUGGCAAAAAAAAAAAAUGGGUAUAAUUUUUUCAGACUACAAUCCCCUUCCCGCCAGUAUCAUACAUCUAUCUAUAUUAGGUCUAUAUGAUAGAUUAUAAUUAUAUAGCGAUAUAGCCAAAUCUAAGCAUGAGGAAGGCUGCAUAUGACAGUGUUAAAACAGUAACAAUAGACACUUUCUUACUGGUGAUUUGAAACUAAAAUUCUUUCAGGAUUCAUUAUCGAGCAGAUAUAUUGUCACUAGUAUGAACUAGCAAUAAAUUAACGGGGCAAUACUUUGCCGGUGUGAUUGAAAGCAGGUCUUUAAAGUUCCAUUUUUAUUUGAUUUGAUUUGCUGUACUACCAAUAGCUCUCUAGUAAAUUAAAAAAAAUAAACUUAAUAAAGCAUAGGGCCAAGCCUGUAGAUUAACAGCAAAUCUUAUAUUGGGUAUUUAUUCCCCUAGCUCAUCAUUUAAAUUAUUAUAGACCUAGAACUUAUGCAUAACAGUAUGAUGAGUAUGAGUGUCUAAAACAUCGACAUCGAAGUUCUUGGGCCAACUGACUGACCGCCGCCGCAACAAAGAAAUGCCAAUACCCUACCAAAGUUAAGUCGUAAACUUUUAUUCUGAAAGAAACCAAUAACUUGAUUAUUUUGUUUUGUAGAAAAGUUAUUUUUGAUAAACUGUAUAAAAUGGCAUAACUUAGUAAAGAAGAUAGAACUAACUUAGUAACUAUCGAAAUAGAUAAUAUUGUGGGGGGGUUUUUUCUGAGGGAGUUUGAUCAGACUGAUCAGAAUUAUAAAUUACCCCAAAAAAAAGUAAAUUGAAUAGUUUAUUUAGAAUUUCAGACUACUGUUGUAACAUUUUCAGUAAAUUUACCAAUUUAUUUAGCAUAUCUCUGAUUGUAAAACUCUUUUAUUUAUCAUCAGUUCCCCCAAAAUCCAUGGAUUUUCAUUUAAAUUCAAAUCAAAGGAAUAUUUUCAACAACUAAUCUUCUUUAAAUGGAAUUGGUUUUUAAAAAGUUUAAAAAUUGUUUGCAAAAACUUAGGAAGUGUGUUUCCAAUGCCUCUUAUAAUAUAGCAAAUUAAAUUGGGUGGGCAGAGUCAUGGCCUUGAGUAUUUUCAAAAUUAUACUAAGUCAUCAGCAAUGAAUCUAACAUCAUUGCAAUAUAAAUCUGGCCUAAUGAUAACAAUUUAAAAAUAUUGCACCUACCAUAGCAUCUUUUUUUUUUAUUCUUAACUGUUACUGGAGAAACUGAGGCUGGGUGGAAAAAAAAAAUUGCUAGUUUACUGUAUCUUCAUCUUUUUUUUUAUAUAUAUAUGAAUCAGUGAAUUAUAAAACUGAUAAUUGUGUGAGCAGGCAAUUGGGGGUGUGCUGAAAUAUUUUACAGCCAUAACCUAAAGUAACUGAAGUUGAUUAUCCUACUCUAAUAAAUAUUGCAAUUUUUUUCCUUUGUCAGGCUCUGUAAAGUUCAUGUUUUGCCCUUGUGAUAAAAGCAGGGAUCAUGAUGUCUGAAACCUAUUCCAGCUCUGCCCACCCAAAAUACAGCUAUACACACCCUUCAUACAGCUCUGCCCACCCUUCAUACAGAGAGAUGAUUUCUGCAGCUGUUAAAGCUUACAAGAGACCUAGUGGCGCCUCACGUCAGGAGAUUCUCAAAUACAUCACUUCCUACUACAAUCUCGGAGAAAAACUCACAUCGGUAAGAUACCAGCUGAAGCUUGCUCUAAAAGCUGGCGUCAAAGAUGGAAGCCUCAAACAGACAAAGGGUACAGGAGCCAACGGGUCUUUCCGUCUUGGUAAGAUGGCGCAACAAAACAACAAGGCCAAGACAGUCCAAGCAACAAAGCCAACGGCUGCUAAAAAUUUGCUAGUGCCGUCCAAGACAUUGGAUGAUCAUCAAAAAAUAUUACCACAGCCGGUGAGGCCAGUGGCCCUUUGCUUUGUUAAAUCACAAGAGUUUGACUUUAAAGGAGCAGAUCUUCAAAGUAUAAAUUUACAAAAGAAUUCUCCAGCGGAUGCCCCCAUUCACAAGGGGAAUUUACCGGAUAACGUUGUGAUACAUAAUGUAUCCAUAAAAAGUGUUAUUAAUUCGCCAAAGACUUUUACAGCACCCGAUGCCCCCAUUCAAAAGGGGGAUUUACCAGAUAACGGUGUGAUACAUAAUGUAUCCAUUAAAAGUGUUAAUUCGCCAAAGACUUUUAUUACAGCACCGUAUGCCCCCAUUCAAAAGGGGGAUUUACCAGAGAAUGUUGUGAAACAUAAUUUAUCCAUUGAAAAUGUGAAUUCACCAAAGACUUUCACAACACCGGAUGCCUUGCAAGACAAUGAACCACCUGACAAUGAAAACGCAGAGGUUUCUAAAAGAAAUGUCGAGUCGCAGCCAAAGACCCUUCCCUCGCAAAAACCUCGCUAUUUAAAGAGAAAACAAAAGGUAGCCUCCAAACCUUUGAUCAAAACGACACAUCCAAUCAUCCCGGAAUCCUCAGCUACUCGUAGAAAUUGUAAACUUUGUUAUUCCAAAUGGCGCAAGGCGAGAAAAUGUCGUACCAGAUGUUACACGUGUGAAACUUAUUUAUGCUUUUUUACGUACCGAAACUGUCUACUUGAAUUUCAUAAAAAAUAAAAUAGUGUUUAACGGUGCAGUAUUUGUGUUCUACUUAUCUGUUCCUCAUAUGCAAUGUCUUGUACAAUAAAAUAGGAGAAAGAACAAAUGCUUUUGAUGCUUCUUUGAGUUUCUGGCCAGAAAUUAUGUAUAUUUAUCAUAAUUUAUGCACAAAUUCUGCAGUAAUUCAUUUUGACGCUCUCAAUCUGUGAUUCAAUCUAAUUCUUUUCGAAAUGCCAUACACCAUUCAGUUUACAAGGGCAACUUUUUGGCCUGGCAACAAUACACUUUAGUCUGCCGUACACAAUUCAGUUUACAAGGGCAACUUUUUGGCCUGGCAACAAUACACUUCAGUCUGCUUUACACCUUUCAGUUUACAAGGGCAACUUUUUGGCCUGGCAACAAAACACUUUAAUCUGCCUUACACCUUUCUGUUUACAAGGGUCUGAAAGACUUAAGUGGAACAGGCUAAGAUUUUUAUUAGGAAAAAACACACACA
This is a messenger RNA of Lymnaea stagnalis (great pond snail), 4654 nucleotides long. NCBI's taxonomy places the organism in Eukaryota, Metazoa, Mollusca, Gastropoda, Lymnaeidae. The record is from the annotation of a GenBank genome assembly.